This is a messenger RNA of Chara braunii, 1394 nucleotides long. Lineage: Eukaryota; Viridiplantae; Streptophyta; Charophyceae; Charales; Characeae. The record is from the annotation of a GenBank genome assembly.
CAUUGUUCGGCGGUGGUCGUUUCGGAUUUUGGCGGCGGAGCGCUUCUGACGACAUGAGGAACGUACAUGUUGGAAGCAGUGGACACGGCGUGACAUUAUCGCGUUCGUCCUCCCGCUUUCACGAACGUGGAUUUCCAUUGCCAGUUGCGCUGAGCACUGUCGUCUUCACUGCUGGCAGCGCUGUUGUGCGGCCCGCGUCGCGCUCUGCCGUCUUCUGCACUCCACGACGGGCGACAGAGGGGUCGUUAUCGAAGGUGAAGAGGACUGCGGUGGCAGCGGCCUUGAGCGCCGUCCUCUUCCGGUGCCAGUUGGAGAGGGGCGAGGGGAGGAUGAGAGCGACCAUUCGCGCGCGGCGGAAACGGACGCUGCAUUCGCCGUCUGUGGGGGGCGACGACAGCGCUGCCAUUUGCGACGCCGUGCUGCGGGUGUGCUACACCAUGGGGUGUGGAGCGUUCCCCAGAGCGACAACCAGAUGGUGGAUGAAGCGACGUACAGGCGGCACGUGGGAGGAUCUCCGGUUAUGCGACGACACGACGACGGACUACUUUAGGGAGAAGCUACGAAUUUCGCCACGUGUAUUCCGAGAGAUAACGGAAGCUCUGUCUCCCUUCCUUGAGCGACGUAAGGCGGUCGUCUUGCGCGCUUUCACUGACAAGGGUUUCCCCAACUGCGAUGGGUGCAUCGACUGCACCCACAUCUCCAUCGACAAGCCUGCGAAUUGUCCCGGGGAGGACUACUACGAUAGGAAACGACAUUUCUCCGUGCAGGCACAGGUCGUCGUGGAUUUGAACUUGUGCAUGUUGGAUGUGUUCGUCGGUUACCCGGGAAGUUGCCACGACGUCAGGAUCGUCCAUGUGUCCAGUUUAUGGGCACGCGCGGAGGCGGGAGAGCUUUUCACCGGGCCACCUGUCAUGCUGCCUUUCGGUGUGUGGACGAACGGAUAUCUGUUGGGGGACAACGGGUACCCGCCCUCCGAAUGGGUUGUCGUCCCUUACGGCGGUGUAUCCCAAGACCCUGUAGAGAUGCGCUUCAAUAACAAGCAGAAGACGGCGAGGGGCGCAGUGGAGAGGGCUUUCGAGAGACUGAAGGGGAUGUGGAGGUUGUUCCUUCGAUCCCACAAGACGAACAUGGAGACGUUGCCGCAGCAGUUCGUGGCCGUCAACAUGUUCCACGACAUACUCAUCGACGCGAGCAUCCCGUUCGACGACAAUCUGUUGUGGGAGGUCGGGCCGGACGAUGUUCGUCGCAGGGUGGAUCUUGGGAUGGAUCGUCCCUUGAGGCAGAUGUGCAUGGAUUCGUCCACAGGGGAUGCCCUCAUUCUACGUGACACACUGGCUGAGCGAAUGGCGGCACAGUGAAGACAGCGAGGCGAGCGGAGCGAUUGGCCUUGAUGA